AUGAUUUCCAGAUACGGCGAUUUCGAUGCGGUGAAGGGCGUGACGUUUCACGUGAAGACGGGCCAAUGUUUUGGUUUGUUGGGUGUGAAUGGUGCAGGAAAAACGAGCACCUUCCAGAUGCUUACCGGUGAGAAUGAAAUCACUGAAGGAGAUGCGUUUGUGAACGGAUGGAGCGUAAAAACCGAUUGGAAAAAGGCUGGUGCAAAUAUCGGCUAUUGCCCGCAAUUCGAUGCUGUGCUCAAGGAAAUGACUGGAGAAGAGACGUUGUACAUGUUUGCCCGAAUUCGUGGGAUUCCGAAGAAGGACAUCCCGGAAAAG
Ostertagia ostertagi is the source of this 318-nucleotide messenger RNA. Lineage: Eukaryota; Metazoa; Nematoda; Chromadorea; Rhabditida; Trichostrongylidae. The record is from the annotation of a GenBank genome assembly.